This is a messenger RNA of Entamoeba invadens IP1, 3207 nucleotides long. Its product is annotated as glycerol-3-phosphate dehydrogenase, putative. Lineage: Eukaryota; Evosea; Mastigamoebida; Endamoebidae. The record is from RefSeq and is a predicted model, not a curated record. The transcript has a single exon. The coding region runs from base 1 to 3207 and encodes 1068 amino acids. Gene Ontology annotation, molecular function: oxidoreductase activity.
AUGUCAACAUAUGAUGUCGUAAUUAUUGGAGCGGGGUGCGUUGGUGCCUUUGCUGCAUUGGAAUUCUCCAAGUACAAGAACCUCAAGGUUGCUUUGCUUGAGAAAGCAAGAGAUGUCUCCACUGGAGCUACUUCUGCCAACUCUGGUAUUUGCCACUGUGGUAUUGAUACCACUUUAGAAACUCUUAAGGGAAGACUUGUAGUCAGAGGUAACACUCUCAUUCACGAGUUGCACGAGAAGCUCAACUUUGGUAUGACCAACUGCGGUGAGUUGAUGGUAGCCAAGUCUGAGGAAGAAGUGCCUCAUUUGAACAAGUACAUGGACAUUGCUAAGACUAAAAACGUGCCAGUUGAACUUUGGGACUAUGAAAGAGUUCAUAAGGAAGAACCAAACCUUGGCGAAAACAUUAAAGCUGCUAUCUGGUGCCCAACUACUGCUGUAGUCGAUCCAUAUGAAAUGACAAUUGCUGCUGCUUUAACUGCUAAAGCCAAUGGUGUUCAUGUCUACACAUCCACAGCUGUAUCUGCUAUUAAGAAGAUUGAUGCUGGUUAUGAAGUCACUGCUGCCAAUGGAAAGACUUUCAUUGCUAAAGUUGUCAUCAACUCAUCUGGUGUCUUUGCUUCCGAUGUCUCCAACAUGUUGUACCAAGCCGACUUCCAUAUCACUGCAAGAAAGGGUGAGGAGUAUUUACUCGACAAGAAGUUGAAAGGAAUAGUGAAGAGUGUGAUCUUCCCAUGCCCAACUGGUGUCACCAAAGGUACUUUGAUUAUCCCAACAGUCGAUGGCACAGUCAUGGUCGGUCCAAAUGCAGACAACCAAGACUCGUACACUGAGACUUCUACUACUGGCGCUGCUAUGAACAAGAUCUUUGAUUUGGCAAAACAAUUAGUUCCAACUAUUAAUAACAUGGACGUCAUCUCCGCAUUUGCUGGACUCAGACCAGCUAUUGUUGAGAAUAACAACGAUUUCAUUAUUAGAGAGAAUGAGAAGUUCCCAGGCUUCAUCGAAGCCGUCGGUGUCCAAUCCCCAGGGUUGACUGCAUCUCCAGCCAUUGCCGAGUACAUUAAGGGGAUCUUUGAAGAGUCUGUCAAGAAGAACCACCCAGAACUUAAGCUUGAGAAUAACACUGAAUUCAAAUACGUCCCACUCUCUACUAAAUUCAGAAAUAUGAACGACGCUGAAAGAGCUGAAGCCGCCGCUAAAGACGCUGCUUAUUCUAAGAUCGUCUGUGUCUGUGAACAAGUCACUGAAGGUGAUGUCAAUGCUGCUGUUGAUGAAGGAGCAAGAACUAUUGAUGCUGUUAAAUUGAGAACUAGAGCUGGUAUGGGGAGAUGCCAAGGGUCUUACUGCACUCCACGUGUCAUGGAGAUUCUCUCAAAGAGACUUGGGAUCCCAAUGACUUCUGUUUCCAAGAGCAUCUGUGGCUCUGAAAUUGCGCCGUAUGCUAUUGGAAAGGAAGAGAAACAAGUAUGUGGUGACAAUGAGUAUCCUGCUUGGGAAUCAGUACCAAAGCCACAUGUUGCUAAGCCGACCAAUGAUGUUGCUUGUGAAAGAAAGGAAUUUGAUAUUGUAGUAGUUGGUGGAGGACCUUCUGGUCUUGCUGCUGCUAAAGCUGCACUUGACACAAACAAGAGUCUUAAAGUAGCAGUUAUUGAAAGAAUGGACAGAGUCGGUGGUGUCUUGUUGCAAUGCAUUCACUCUGGAUUUGGUCUUGGAAGAUACGGAGAAGAACUUUCCGGCCCAGAGUAUGCCUAUAGACUCGGUGAAGAAGCCAAAGCUGCUGGAGCCGUCUGUUUAGUCAACACAUAUGUCACUGAUGUUGAGAAUACCAAUGAUGAGUAUCUUAUUAAGGCUGUAGUCUAUGGUACUUCCCCCGUCCAGAUUCAUGCCAAGAAGUGCAUCUUCACUGUUGGGUGCAGAGAAAGAAGCAGAUUUGGUAUUAAGAUUGCUGGUACAAGAUGUGCUGGUGUCUUAACAGCUGGUCUUGCACAAGCCUUAGUGAACUACAAAGGGAUUCUUCCAGGCAAGAGAGUCGUGAUUCAAGGUUCUGGUGAUAUUGGACUUAUCAUGGCAAGAAGAAUGACACUUGAAGGCGCUAAAGUACUUGGUGUCUAUGAAAUCUGCCCAAAGAUCUGUGGUCUUCAGAGAAACGUCGUCCAGUGCUGCAAUGACUUUGGUAUCCCAAUCACACUUUCUACUGUGGUGAAUAGAAUCAAUGGAGCCCCACACUUGACCUCAGUCACUAUGACUAAAGUCGAUGCCAGAUUUACACCAAUUCCAGGCUCUGAAUUUGACGUUGAAUGCGACUGCUUGUUGCUUUCAGUUGGUCUUAUUCCACAACCAGACUUGACUGUUCAAGCUGGACACAACGUUGGAUUGAAUCCAAGAACUCGUGGACCAUUGGUCGAUGGUUUCAGAUGUGUCGAAAAGGGAAUUUACGCUGCUGGCAAUCAAUUGCAUGUCCAUGAUCUUGCUGAUGAAGCUUCUAAUGAAGGAGCUAUUGCUGGUGAAGCUGCUGCUUUGUCCAUUGGAGGCGAGAAGGAGACAUUGAAAGUUAUUCCAGCCAAGGAGUUACUCUACUGUGUUCCAGAUAGAGUCUGUGUUGUUGAACAAAAGCAAAAACUUUCAUUCAGAUUUAAGGAGGACUUUGGAAGCGCGACAGUCACUGCUAAAGUUGGUGAUGUCGAGGUAGGAAAAAGUGAGAUUGAACACGCUCUUCCAGCUGAAAUGGGUCAUGUUUGGGUCGAUGCUCACGCUUGCAAAUCUGGCGAACAAGUCACUUUGUAUGUUGAGGCACAUCCACAUGAGGUUGUUGCCGCACAGACUGAAGGCGAGUUGGUCAAACACAUGAACUGCAUUGUGUGCCCAAGAGGUUGCCCAAUUGAAGUCAAGAUCGACACUAAGACCAAUCAAAUCACUUCCGUUAAAGGAAACUCAUGCCCAAGAGGUGAUGCUUAUGUCAGACAAGAACAUAUUGAGCCAUUCAGAGUCUUCUCAACUUCUAUGCCAGUUGCUGGUGGAGUGUUGGAUAGAGUCCCAUGCAAAUUAACUAAGCCAGUCCCAAGAUCAAAGAUUAUGGAAGUCAUGGCACAAAUCCAUGCUCAUGAAGCUAUUAAGGCUCCUAUUACUAAGGGACAAGUCCUUAUGAAGAUUCCAAAAAUGACUGAUAUCGUUGCUUGCUACCCAGUCAACGUACUCGAAGAAUAA